AUGGCGGAGGCUGCGCAGGGCGCCAAGCCCAAACGAGGACGAAUUGUGCCAUCCCGUUACUUGCAGUAUGACAGAAAAACCCCUGGGAAGGCCGAGUCUGCCGCCAAAGGGAAUGAGAAGUCAGCUUUUGCCAAGAGACCCCCUCUCCAGAAAAGUAUUUUAGAGGCGACCUCCAAAAACGCCGUUCAGUCCACAUUCCUGGAAGGCCAUGAGAGUGCUCGACCCAACCUGGAGUUGUCCACAUUCCUGGAAGGCCAUGAGAGUGCUCGACCCGACCUGGAGUUGUCGGUGGUCGACAAAAGCGAACUUGUGAAGACUCUCUCAAAGCCAAAUGCUGCUUCGAAAGGCAUCUCCAGAAAGGAGCAGGCCCUGACAUCCCGUGAUGUAGACGACUUGGCUGGAAUGCUGGAAUCUCAGACGCUGCUUUUAACAUACGCCAAUGUAAAGAUGGAGAAAAACCUUGCCCUCUUGGAGGCAAAAGCAGAGAGGGACUUGCUGGUGCUCACAAAGGAACGGGAGAAACUUCAGGAGGAAGUACACAGGAAGAAGCGCAAACUUCUACUUCUGAAGAAAGAACCGGAUCUCUCCAAUGCGCUGGACAUGCAGCUCGAAGUUCUUGGCCCCGUUGUGGAGCGGUGUGCUAAGUUCCAGGAGGAGUACAAGCACUUCGCCACGGCCCUGGACUCCACACGGCACGAACUGCCCUUGAAAGGGAUCCACGUGGGAGAGAGCCAGACUCAGUUCCUAGCUGACUUGCGAGAACACCUGGCUGCCACUGAGAGAAUGCUGAAGCAGAAUCUGCAAGAACACUUGGAGCACAACGCCGAAGCGCUGGGAGCUGUGAGAGAGCUGGAGGAGGCAUCUCUGAAGCUGGCUGACGAACUCCCAAGGAGCGUUGCCAGUGUGCUGAACCUUUCUGCGGAUGUGAGCAAGGAGGUCUCGCUGCGCUGCCAGAAAACCUGUGAAGACACUCUGGGGCUGGAGGCUAUGAAACAGUUGUACUUCCCUUAA
This is a messenger RNA of Euleptes europaea (tarantolino), 1011 nucleotides long. It is a transcript of the gene HAUS8, whose product is annotated as HAUS augmin like complex subunit 8. Lineage: Eukaryota; Metazoa; Chordata; Lepidosauria; Squamata; Sphaerodactylidae. The transcript has 10 exons. The record is from RefSeq and is a predicted model, not a curated record. Bases 1 to 1011 code for a protein of 336 amino acids.